Lineus longissimus is the source of this 10336-nucleotide messenger RNA. RefSeq lists its product as uncharacterized. Bases 248 to 4738 code for a protein of 1496 amino acids. The record is from RefSeq and is a predicted model, not a curated record. Gene Ontology annotation, cellular component: nucleus. Lineage: Eukaryota; Metazoa; Nemertea; Pilidiophora; Heteronemertea; Lineidae. The transcript is spliced from 5 exons.
CGAGGAAUCGAAAGAACCCGUAAUCGGGGAAACAAAUCAAAAUAUUUUUGAAAUUCUCAAUCGUGACAAGGUUCAAAGCCAUGGACAUGAUGGUGUUGAUAUCCCUGAUGACUCUGACAAAACUGUCAUUGGUGUCCCACCCGCUGAUAACCUAGAAAAAUCAAUAGAAACGAAUCAUGUGCAAGAACUACAGAACAUUCACGUGCAUUUUCAAAACAAACAACAUGAUCAUGAUAGCACUAGCAGCAUGCAUGUUGAUUCCAACUCGGCCACCGGCGAUCGGGAUCACGUUGACAGCUGUCCUGAAAACUUACAAACAGUAUCUAUACCCACUGAAAAAUCUCCUUCAAAACCCACAGUUGUGGUUUCACUUCCGACUCUGUCAUCUGAUGAUAAAACUGACAUAUUAUGUAUCAGUCCUGAAUCUGGCAAGAGAAGACGUAUUCAACACGAUUAUCGGCGACUUUCAAGCUCUGGCUACCUUGAUGACUACGAAGGCGGAGGCAGGGAACGUUUUUCAACCAAAGUACCAGUUUUAAAUGAACCCGAAUCUCAGAUGACGACUUCCCCUCCUAAAGUGAAGCCACUGAAGUUGAAGGUCCCGAAGCAGAUGGUCCCUUCAAUAACUGUAAACCUGUUGAACGGAACGGCUCAAAAUCCACUUUGUCAAGGACAAGGAACAUCGCUACCGAUGGAUACAACAGAUGGAGGCCAUGAUAAAGACAAGAAGAGGAAGCACCGCGACAAGGAAAAGGACCACAAACGUGACAGAGAUAAACAUCGGCAUCAUCAUCAUCACCACAAGCACAGCCAUCACCACAAGGACAAGAUGGCAGUUGGUCCUGUCACAUCCGAGAAAAAUUCAUCAAAAGAAAAUAUCAAGAAAGUUGUGGAGGAACCACCAAGUAACAUGUUACUUAAUAGUAUAAAGAAAACAUCGCCGCCUGGUUCGGAACAGAAGUCGCGGCCAGUGGAUAAGACAAAUGUCUUUGAGAAACUGAAAAUCACCAUGCAGGGUAUGCCUCAACCAAAUCUAGCUACUGCUACGAAGAAAUUGGACUUCGUAAUCGGUAAAGACGACAGUGAGGUUAUUGUAAAGAAGGAGGUUCUGAGAAGGGACGUGCAGCCAAAAUCGAUAAAAGCUUGUGAUAAUGGGAAAGGAUAUUCAUCACACUCGGGUGGUGUAAAGCGGGAGCACAGUGCUGAUCGUGUAGAAAAUGCAAAAAGGGUUAAACAUGUUGGGGACGGUGAUUCAGUGUCGUCAAGUAAUUCUGAUAAAAAAGUCCACACUCCAUCCAAAGUUGAUAAAAACGGUGAAAGGACUCCUUCGAAACAUGUUGUGAAGCAUUCGUCAUCUCAUAUAAAAGAGAAAAAAGAUGACCGAACUCCGUCUAAGCCGAGUCAUAAUGAUCGAAAGCAUUCAACUUCGUCGUUAAAACAUUCCGGUAGUGAUAAAGCAGUGCAGCAUGUUUCAAAGCAUGGUGUCAGUUCGCCAGCAAAACUUGGUGUUGCUUCAUCCAAAAAUGGUGAUUCGCAUCCAAAAGAGAAAGUUUCAUCAAAGCAUGAUGUCGUUUCUUCUGUAUCGAGAAGUGGCACGCCGUCUAAACAUGGAAGUACACCUUCAAAACAUGGUGGUAUUUCUAGUUCAAAACAUGCAAUAACACCAUCCAAACACGGCAGCACGCCUUCUAAAGUAAUUGAUAAGAAUGUUGAACGGACACCUUCAAAACAUGGCGAUCGUAAACCAAGUCACUCGCAUCAGAGUGAUAAAAAGGGGGAUCGGACUCCAUCGAAACAUCAUGAUAAGAAAACCAUGCAUAAAAUCUCAGGCUCAUCGACCAUAUCAACUCAAGACCACAACGGCAGUUCAGUGGUUCAUGAUAGUGUCAAAAUCUCAGGCAGUUCGAUGUUAUUCCCACGGACAAUCUCGCACAAUGUCAGUUCGGGUUAUAAAGAUCUUAUGUAUGCUGAAAAAUCGGUUAAUGGCGGUGCAAGUGUUUUGCACGCGUUUGAUUCAGAACUUGCAAAACUUAAUUCGGAGGAUUUGAAAAAAUUCACCGACGAAUUCCUCGAGGCUUUGUUCAAUGAAUCUCAAGAGGGAGUCUCGCAGUUUGUUAUGGGCAUUGUUCACGGAGCUGUCCGUUACAUGCCGGAUUUCAUCGACUAUCUUGCGGAUACCUAUCCGAAUCUUGUCGUCAAGCAGGAAGUGUUGGGUAAAACUGAAAUUGAGACCACGACUAUUCUGAAAUAUCAAGAUAGUUUGUUCAAGACCUAUGACAAGGGUACGUUCCGGCACGGUCCCCUGCUACAGGUCAGCAUGGUUGGAAAAGUGCACGAGGAGGUGGGGAACUACUUCCCACGCUUUUUGGAUAUGCUGGAGGAGAAUUCGUUCCUGAAGCGUACGAUGCCUUGGGGCGAGUUAUCUGCUUUGGACGACAUGGAAAGGAAUGACAGCAACGAUGGUCCUAUCCUGUGGGCGAGGCCUGGGGAACAAAUGGUGCCCACUGCGGACAUGCCCAAGUCACCUGCCAGGAGGAAACGUGGCGUGAACGAGUUGAAGAAUCUCCACUAUUUGCCCCGAUCGUCUGAACGACGGGAGACGCUGGUUGAAGAUCGUACGAAAGCGCACGCUGAUCACGUCGGUCAUGGAUUUGACCGUUCUACCACUGCUGCCGUUGGUGUUCUCAAAGCGAUUAAUUGCGGACAACCAGAGUCGGGUGACCGGAUUACGAAAGAUGUCAUCUGCUUCCAUCCUGGAGACUUCCUGUCUGUCGUCGACAAACUUCAGCUUGAUCUUCAUGAGCCCCCUGCUUCCCAGUGUGUGACUUGGCUUGAAGAUGCAAAGCUGAACCAGUUGAGGAGGGAGGGCAUCCGCUAUGCUCGUAUACAGCUUUGUGACAAUGACAUCUACUUCAUCCCACGAAAUGUGGUCCACCAAUUCAAGACAGUCUCAGCAGUAACGAGUAUUGCGUGGCAUGUUCGGUUAAAACGUUAUCACCCAGAGCUUCUCAAUCGAGAAGAUGAGGAGUCGAGUUCCGAUGGGGUGAAGGAUACCAAGGAAGAGGUUAAGGUCACACAUGUUAAGGUCAAGGAGAAAUCUGUAGAGGUCAAACCCAAAGGUGAUAUCCAUGCCCUAAAGCCAGAGGUCAAGGCAAAUGUCGCACAGCCAGAGGUCAAAGUAAGGAGCACACCAACAGACAUAAAGUCAAAGAGUGCACAGCCAGAGGUUAGGUCAAAGAAUGCACACCCAGAGGUUAGGACAAAGAGCUCACACCCAGUGGCCAAGACUAAGGGUUCACACCAAGAGGUCAAGACAAAGAGUUUGCAAUCUGAGGUCAAGACAAAGAGUUUGCAGUCUGAGGUCAAGACGAAGGGUACACACCUGGAGGUCAAGACAAAGAGUUCACACCAAGAGGUGAAGCCAAAGAGUUCAUACCCAGAGGUCAAGACAAAGAGCUCACACUCAGAGGUCAAGACAAAGAGUUCACACCCAGAGGUCAAGACAAAGAGUUCACAUCCAGGGGUCAAACUAAAGAGUUCACACCCAGAGAUCAAGGUGAAGAGUACUCAUUUAGAGGUCAAGGCCAAAGUCGAUGCUGUUAAGAAGGCCACUAGGCCAGAGGUCGAGGUGAUGAGCAUGCAGGUCAAGGCCAAGAUCACUCAGCCAGAGGUCAAGCAGCCCGAGGUUCAGGAUAAAACGGUGUCAGGAGAGAUGAGACUGUUAUCGAGUACAGAGAAGGUGAAAGCAACUUUCGUUGUGGAAACAACAGAGGAAGAUGUCAAGGUCAUUCAGACAAUGUUGACAGAGAAGGUCAAAGGACAAAUUUCAGAUGUCAACGUUAAGGAUACAUCUAUGGCCAAGGAUGAGUUCAAGAACCCUCGGGCUGAGGUCAGGGACAUCCCAGGGAGCCAGAAACCACUGUCAGAGGUCAAGGUCAAAGAAGAUGUCAAGGACACAAUAGUGGUAGUCAAAGUCGAAGAAGAGAUCCAACUAGCAGCGGUCAGGGUUAAAGAAGCCACCCCAGUGAGCCAGAAGCCACUGUCAGAGGUCAAGGUCAAAGAAGAUGUCAAGGACCCUCAGGCAGAGUUCAGGGUCAAGGACACAACAGUCGCUGACACAUUCAAAGAAGAGAUGGCGAACCACUUAGCAGAGGUCAGGGUCAAAGAAGCGAUCCCUGAAUCAUUAUCAGAGGUCAAGGUUGAGGAUAAGCUAGCUGAGGUCGACAACAAGGAAAAGAUUGCGAACUCACUCACCGAGGUCAAGGUCAUGGAAGAAACCAAAACGCCUUCAGAGGUCAAGGCCAAGGAAGAGAUUGAGGACCAGUUAACUGAUGUCAAGGUCAUAGAAAGGACCGGUAACUUACCAGUAGAAUUCAAGGUAAAGGACACACUAGUGGAGGUCAAGAAAGAGUUAGAAAACCCACCAUCCGAGCUCCGGGUCAUUGAAGAGGUCACCGACUCCGCAGUGGAAAUAAAAGAGGCACAUGUAGUGUUUGUGGGGGGACAGAUGGGUGAAGAGAAAGUGGAGACAAUAGUCACAGACACUGAAGGAACAGUGGGUUGGAACGAAGAAGGUAAUGGAGAUGAAAGCAUUGAGGAGCAGAAUACAGUGUUGAGUAGUGCUGAAAAUGAGCCUGUUGGGAUGGACAAGUCGGCCUUGGGUACUUCGGGAAUCCCUGAUGAAGGGUCACAACAAGGGCAGCAGGAUGUGAUCGAAGUGCCUAUGGAUACUUCAUGACUUUAGAUGCGCCACGUUCUGCGAAUGCAAGGGCCGAGGACGAUGAGUUCGAAACUGCUUUCAAAAAGUGCCAAAUUUGGGGACAAGCAAGGUGCCAUUGAGAAAUAUUGUGUAAAUUAUUAAAGAAAAAUCAUCCAUCCAUACAUCUGGCUAUAACAUUUAUAAGAUUCUCUGGGCCCUUUUAUGCUAGGGCUUACUGAAUUAUGGUUGAUACAAAUUGCAAUUGUAUGGUUGAUAUUUUUUCAUUGUAUUUUAUGACUUUUGUUUGAAAAAGAGCUUGAGCAAUUGGGUGGCGCCGCCCAUGGUCCUGGACUGGCUCAUGUUGUCAAAUUAUGAAAUCUCUGAUGAACUAGGAAUGUUUCCUACAUCUGUGUGCGCGUGUUCAUGUGUGCGUUUGUCAGUUUUAAGACCCUUCUAUACACAGCUGAAUUUAAUUAGAGUGGACCGACUGAUGUACAGUAAUAUUGUUUCUUGUUGGGUUUUAAGUAUUGUUAAUCACAUGUUAUGUGUUGAGAUUUCAUGUUAUAAACAUUAUGCAAUGGGUUGUAUGGCUUGUGUGUUGGCCUUCAUGUAGAUUGUGAGAGUAAUCGAUGAAAAGAUGUCAUUCUGGUGACUUAAGACUUAAGUACUUAAGUACUUAAGAUGCAUCGUAGCCACCACAUCGGAUGACAUGUACGCGGUGGUCGGCGUAAUGAUGAUGUUUCAAGGGGACGAAGUUUUUUUUAUGAAUCCCUGUAGAUGGAGCUACUGGUCAAGUACCAUUUCGGGGCCUGUUUGUCUUGACAGGACAAAUAGCUUUGCCUUGCAAGCAACACAAACGUUUAAAAAACACUCAUGAAAGGACAUACAGGGGAAGAAUUACAUCUUUAUCAACGAUCAAGUUCUUUUUCUGCUGUUGACCUCGAAUGCUGUCGGGCAGGACGUUUCGUAUGAGCCCUGAAAAGGUAUCCCACUCUGCAUCUCCCAGCAGAUUGAUUUCCACUUUCCCAUUGUAAGCGCUGCAUUGAUUUUAUUUGUGCAUGGGCCGAGUUGCACUUGCGUAAUGUCAUCAUUUUCUCAUCCAUAGUCUUAUGUUUGAUGCCCCGUUUGGUAGCACAAUGAGAUGUCAUCCGGAUCCUUGAUACCGAGAAUAAAGUAUUUUCAUAGGGGCAGCGGUAGUGCAGUGGAAGAGAGUCGGCCUCAUGAUCAGGAGGUCGUGGGUUCGACUCCCGGCCGAGUCACUGCUUGGUUCCCCGACUGGUCGCUUUCAAGUGAGCGCCUUCUGGUUGCUCCUUGAAACCCCUGAUUGAUUUCUGUGGAGACCGGGGUAAUAAUUUGAUAUCCCACAGCGCUUUAACAGUUCCAUUACUGAGGAGCUCUAUAAAUCUGUGAGAUUAUUAUUAUUAUUAUUGAUGAUAUGCCUGGACAGACACACAAUAAGUUAUGUCACAUUCUUGAUUGAAUAAUCCUGAGUUUUUAUGACCCAUAAAUUGUCCAUUCUCCUUGCAUUGUGACGUUAAAAUGUGUUGUACAUGUACAUGUAUUGAAACUAAUCAAUUUAUGGACAAAUUCAGUUUGUGAACUUGCUCUGGACAGGGAACCAUAAUUAAGAUAUUAGAAAUUUCUGUUGCCUUUAACUGCCAGUCUGCGUACAGUGUAAUGAAAUGUUUAUUUUGUGCUAAGUUUUAUACGUUUAUUUCAUGAAAGGAACGGUUUUGUUUGUGGUAUUUUCUUGUGUGAAUUUCUUGUAGUUUUAUGUUAGAGGGUAAUCUACAUGUACAUACGAAGUAAGAUGUAUCUACUGGUUGAUUAUAUAACUUUUGAUGACAUAUCAUUUUCACUUUAAAACAUAAGUUGAAACGUACUUUUUGCAUUGUUUUGGGCUGUGCUUACCGUAAACCAAAAACUCACGAGUUUAACUGUUAAAGGUCUAUGCUGUUCAUUAAAAAUUUGAAAUUUGUAAUUGGAUUCGAAAAAUUUCAAAUUGCAUAAAUACGUCCUGAAUAUAAAUUUACAAAUACAUGUACUAUAGAUAAUGAGUUACCGCAAAUUUACAUGCAUAACUGCACAACAGUAUUUGUGUAUAACUGCAUAUUUCUUCCUGAGCCACUUGAGUAAAUAUAAACAACGUACCCAUUUAAAGGUUGCAAAUUUUCUCAUUUUGGAUCGACAGUAAGAUAACUAUCAUGACGGCCGCCAAAAUUUAAUAAUAUUUUAUGCAUUACAGUUGAAUUUUUUCCACCUUUUAGAUGUGCCUUUGACAGUUCAUUUGUUUGUAAAAAAUUAAAACCCUUUUAUGGUUUACAGUCAUAUUUUUGACCCCACAAAGGAAUGUCCUGCAACAAAUGAUGAUAGAUUAAUUGACUUAAGUCUGAACUGCAAAGUCUUAAAGAGAUCUUCAGCAUGAAGAUUUGGCAUUGUUAGAUAUCAUGGAGUAUUUACUCCAUGUUUAUCAUACUUAUAUGACUAUGAGAACUGUACAGAAUAUUUCUCCUUCAAUCAUGUACAAAAUGUUCUUAUCAUGUAUCUGAUGUGUCUAUCUAAAAUUAUUAAUCUGAAUUUUACCAUAAUGUACAUUGUAUACUGUUGAUAAUAGGACCGAAUAUAUAUUUUGAGAGUUUCCAAAAAUCUUAAUUGACGAAAAAACUGGAAAAGCACAUGGAGUGUUUCGGUUUGAGUACCGAUGUAAAAAUGUGCUUGAUUGAUGAUUAUAUAGUAGAAUUGUCCCCGUGUGAAGUAGUGCAUUUAUCUUGAUAUACCGUUAUUUAUUUUCCGAAGUUAUGGGUCUUAUGCCACAAGGUAAAAACCACUUUAUCUUGCUUGGGGAAACUUACUUUUAAAGUUGAAUUGUUGUUGAAUUGAACAACAUUUUCCAUCAAGUCACCAGGCAUGGCAGAUUUAGAUACACAAAGUUGCCCCCAAUAGGAAUCUCUCAUUUCUCUGUACAUAUUUACGCUUGUAUGAGGAGUAAAAUUCGCGCAGAAUCAAACAAAACUCGGGCCCCUACAUGUAACUGUUAAAUUGACAGAGAAUUAUCCUUCAGCUGAAAAGCAUUUUCAAAUAUUUUGUGAAAACGAUGUCCCAUUUGGAAAUCCUGCCCACACCUAUGAUAGUGCUGCCCGAAAGUCCUAUUCCAGUGAGCACUAGUUGUGUGCCACUACAGUUUGACGCCAUUUGCCGUUUAAGGAAUUGAUACCAAAAUAAGGGCACUGGUUGUUUCACUAAACACGCCGAAAACCUCAGCUGAUACCGAUUGGAUGUCACACCAAGCACCGCAAGGGUGGAGUUAAAAUGUAUUCCAAAGCUCAUGCAACAGCCAAAGUUUUUGGCAAGUGAAAGUUCCACCCUUGAGGUGUUUGGUGAGAAACCAACACCGACAUUAAGGUUUCUCUUUAAUUUCUGUUCGAAAAAACCUCAAUAAUUUGAUUUAUUUUAGGCAUAAUUCACAGAGAAUCUACCCUUGGCACAUUUGAUAUCGACCAAAGAGGUUAUGGUUUUCUCACCAAAACGAGGCUAUUACAUAAUCUAUUAUGAAAAUGAAGCACUGUAACCCAGGUGUUUUAGAAUAUUUGCCAAGUGAUGGUCCAUGGCCUUCUAAUAGUAAUGCCAUCUUUAUUGUCUUCACUGAUUGUUGAUUUGCCUAUCAAUGUUUUUGAUGGUUUGUGGAAUAUUACAGUUGUGCUGUUUGCUUUUGUUCACAAUCGCAGAUGAUUGUGGGAAGGUAUUUAGAUACCGGUUGUACAGGGUGACCCAAAGAAGUGCAACCCAUAAGAAUUGUCGAUGAAAUUCAUCUUCACGUAGGUUUCAGCUCCAGAUCCUAGGCUUGAAGCUUGGUGUGAAAGUAAUACAAUGAUUGAGUUGUGAUCAUGUGAAUAAAAUCCAGACUUGAAAGCUAAAUGAUCAAUAUUUUGAUGGGUUGCAUUUUCUGGUCACCCUGCACCUGAGGAAUUCCGUCAGUUCAGACUGGUUUGUGCUGUUCUACUUCUGAGUGGCAAAACACUGGUGGACUGUCAGACUUAAUUUAUCAGGUCUGGAGGCAGACUACGAUACUUUACAUUUCUUUGCAUCCUGACGAACUGAUUGAUGUACAUCUAUUGUUUUAGUUGGUGUCAAUUCUUGUGAAUUUGUGCAAUCUGUUGAUAAUUCUAAUCCUACAUAUGAAAUGAAGUUCUUACAUUUGAAGUGAAGUUCCACAAUAUUUGCCGCAUUAUGGCAGGUUCUGUGGAAUGACGUCAUUUUCAACAGAAGCUGAUUCCUCAACUCCUUAACAAUUUUGGCCGCUGCACUGCUGGGUAUGCUAUCUAAAAAAGGAGGCAACUUUGAGACAAUAUUUCGAGUCUUGAACUGUGAGGAAACACAUUUUCUUUGGAAAUUUCUCCAAUGGUUAUUCAUAGACAAAAAACUAAUCAAUAUGCCUUUCUACCUUGGGAACUGGUGUAGACUGUGGACCCGACUUCUCUUGUGUGCAUUGCAAAAAUCCGCACGCAUCCAAUGGUCUCUUAACAAAGUUCCUGCGCUGCAAAUGUGGUUGUUGAUGACAGCCUCCCCUGCGAAUGUGGUAGCUGAUGGGGGCCUCACCCAUAAAUGUGGUUGCUGAUGACAGCCUCCCCUGCAAGUGUGGUUGGUGAUGACAGCCUCCCCUGCAAGUGUGGUUGCUGACGACAGCCUCCCCUGCAAGUGUGGUUGGUGAUAACAGCCUCCCCUGCAAGUGUGGUUGGUGAUAACAGCCUCCCCUGCAAGUGUGGUUGGUGAUAACAGCCUCCCCUGCAAGUGUGGUUGGUGAUGACAGCCUCCCCUGCAAGUGUGGUUGGUGAUAACAGCCUCCCCUGCAAGUGUGGUUGGUGAUAACAGCCUCCCCUGCAAGUGUGGUUGCUGAUGACAGCCUCCCCUGCAAGUGUGGUUGCUGAUAACAGCCUCCCCUGCAAGUGUGGUUGCUGAUGACAGCCUCCCCUGCAAGUGUGGUUGCUGAUGACAGUCUUGCCUGCAAAUGUGGUUGGUGAUGACAGCCUCGCCCGCAAAUGUCAUUGCUGAGGGCAGCCUCGCCCGCAAAUGUGGUUGUUAAUGACAGCUUCGUCUGCGAAUAAGUUGCUGUUGACUGUCUCGCAAUGAUUGAUUCUUCCUGAACUUCAGGCCAACACUCGGCAAUAACAACCAAGCUUGCGUAACGCGUGCGAGGGGAGGGGGAUACAACUGACUCUGGUUUUUUCAAGGAUUUGAUUGACUCUGUUCAGUUGGCACCAUUUUGCACUGUCUUUGGAAAUUUCCGAUGACCCCGUGUGCACUGUGCACAAAAUUGUCACAGUGUGCAAAACAUAUUAACUUAAUGCAGUACGAAGGUUUGUGACGGGAACAGAGCAGUUGCUGAAAGUGUGUGAUCAUGAUUGUUAUGGGUAAAAAUGGUGUCACACUGGCUUGAUUGGGUAGAAGGGCAUAUGGAUUCUUGGCCUUUAGUCAUAUUCCCAGUUUGUUUCACAAUUUUGGUCACAGUAUAACUCCAAUCCUCCCUAUAUUUCUACACCAGAUUUACCUGUGUAUGGCAUUGUUCUGUAUAAAUACUGUAAAUAUGAGCUAUUGUUCUUGUAGAUGUUCUUCAAUUUCAAACUAUUACAAAUAAAUGCA